Molecule: messenger RNA, 1938 nt
Organism: Rotaria socialis
Lineage: Eukaryota; Metazoa; Rotifera; Eurotatoria; Philodinida; Philodinidae
Source: the annotation of a GenBank genome assembly
AUGAGUCUACCAGCAAUUGGACCAACAGGAAAACAGGCUCAAUCCAAUUCAGUAACAUCUCGUGAAAAAUCCAGUAGUACUUCAUCUUCAUCUGCAAGAACAGCUGACCAAUGGUUGCGUGAAACAGAUAAACAUCUCUGGCGGGCUAUCGAUUUUUUACACAUAACUGUUAUGAUCUGCGCUAUGUAUACAGCUAUGAUUGUUGCCAUCUUACGAAAUGAACUAGCUGAACAAUGUCCAUUGUAUGCUAAACUUUAUCUACGUGAUAACGUAACACUAUUCUCUGUCGAAACAAUCGAUCGACAAACUGCAUGGGGCGGUGUUUAUACAUGUGAAUUUGCAUCGUUUGCUUAUCUUUCUGCAUUUGUUGUUUCAUUUAUUUCACUUUGGAUUCACAUUGUAUUUCGGCGGGUUCUUCGAACAGAACGUUUAUUACGUUUGCCUAUUGGAGUAUUUAUAUUAGUAUUUACUUUGAUAGCAUUCGUAGCGACGAUUAUUGUUACUGAUGGUGUUGUUAAGUUUUGUACAACUAGUCCAGGCAAGAUUUGUUCGUCGUCAGGGCCAGAAGUAUUUAGUUCAUCAAGAUGGAAAAUUAUCAGUUUACCUAUUGGAGGAUGGUUAACAACUCUAACUUUAUUAUUGAAUGUACUUGUUCGUGGAUUUCAAUUGUUUUCUAAACCUAAAAAAUCACAUGAAACAUUAAAGUUACUCUUAAAUCAAUUGAUGCCUAACCGAAAUCCAGCUAAAUUUGAAAAAGACUCCAGUGAAUAUGGAUCUCAAAUUUCACGACAAUCCAUAGAAACAAAUCGUUUACAGCCUUUACAUCGACAUCCGAUUGAUCCUGCUUAUAGUCGAGAAUUUACCACUACUACUACUCCUUCUGAACUUUAUCCAUAUAAUUAUCCUCCUAUUCCUCAAUAUCGACAAAUAGAAAAACGCUCAAGAUUUCGUCGUAUAUGUUGUUCAUGUUUUUCUCGUCGUCGUCGCCGUCGUCGUCGUCAACCAUCGAUUCAGGAACCCUAUCGACCUUUUGUUGUUCCCGAUGAAUAUUUUCAUCGAUUAAAUAAUCUCAAACAAAACGGAGCUGUUCCACCAAAUUUAUGUUAUCAUCAUUCAAUGCAUCAUCCUGUUGAACGACAAACGCAAACCGAUUCACUUUCGCAACGAAAAAGUAUUGAUGAAGUUAAUGAAAUGCCAUAUUUACCACGACGUCGAAGUUCAGUUCGAUUCGAAGAUGAAAUCCCAUUGGCUAAAAUUGUUGAUGUAUCACCAACGACAACUCCGAAAACUGAAACAAUUCCAAUUGCUAAACAAGACAAUGAAGAAGCAAUAGCUCAAACGUCAAAUGAUAAUCUUGAACGAAAUGUAUCAUUUCGGAAUAAUGAAGAUGACCUAUGGACUACAAUUACAGUCAAUGCAGACCCAGGUGGACUUGUUCAAUCGAGUCAUUUCAAUAGACUAUCAUUAGAAAAUCUAUCUAUCGUUGAUACGUCGAUGGCUAAUACUGACAAUCGUGUUACUGCUAUUCAGGUCAAUAAUAUGCCUAUGGAAUCUACAUCCCCGGAGCCUACCGAGAUAGAAGCUGUGCAUCCACCUCAAUCAUCUUCUAAAGUCAAAUCAAAUCGUCAUAAAUCGAUUCCACCGCCGCCACCCCUACCAUCAUCAAUGUUUUCGCGGUCUGUGACAACAUCAAGUGAAUAUGAUAGUGACUUCCGUAAUAUAAAACCUGUUGAAGAAAUUCAUGCUAUUGUUACUGAUAAAUAUAAUUAUACUAAUCUAUCACAAGCCUUAAAAUCGAAUGUUGAACGUUUAAAAACAACAUUUAUUCACGCUCAAGAAACUCAAUCUCAUUAUGACAAGCCGAAGAAUUUUCGCACAAAAUUAUCGCAAAAAUCAUUUCAAAAUUCUAACAGUAAACAUCAUUCGAGCAACUGCUAA